AUGUUUGUGGCCACGCCAACGACCAAGGUGGUCAAGUUCAAGGACGGAGCGUUUAUUGUGUGCCUCGUGCCGCUGGACAAUCAGUGCCUUCGCGUGCAGACGUUGGUCACACAUAACCUCGCGCCGCUGCCCGAGACGAUUGUCGCGCUCUCGUGCCUCCUCGACUGGGACGCUACUCUGGCGCGCGCCUAUGCCGACACGAUCAUGCUUCUGGACCCGACGACGGGCGCGGUGGUGGAGCUCCAACUGACCGUGGUCUCGGGUCAGCUCGCUUGGCAGCUGCAGUGCGCUCAGAAAGCGGCGCCAGCCAAUUCAAACGAGUCGUCGCUACUCUGGGCUGUCUUUCACGUGUUUGAGAAGUUUCCCGUGCACGCCAUGAUGGACACGACGUUGCGCCGCCCGGCGCUGCAGCUGCGGGCCCACGCGUCGUCGCCGGCGCGUCGAGACGUGCUUUUGACGACGCUGAACGCGGUGAUGGCCAAGCUCGAAAGCCUCCAGAAGGACUUGACGCCGCUGGCGUUGGCGAAGGACGCGAUCGUGGACGCCACGUUGCUGGUGUGGCCGACAAUGGCCCUCGCGCCGUGGAUCCUCGAGCUGGUUGGCUUCGUCCCUGUGCCCAUUUGCCGCGCGCAAGACAAUCAACUUCUACUGCUGCGCGACGGCGUUGCGGCGGCGUAUCCCGACGGGUCGGAAGCGCACACGCUGGCGCCGCAGAUUGACUUUGGUGCCGCGAGCCACGUGCUCAAGGCGUGGCGAGGCCCUGUCGUUGUGCUCACGUCGAUGGGAAAGCAGUCGACGGGCAAGUCGUAUUUUUUGAACCACCUCACGGGCAGUUCGUUUGCGAUUUCGGGCGCGCGCUGCACAGACGGCGUGUGGCUGACGCUGCGUCAGCUGGGUCGUUGCCUCGUGGUCGUGCUCGAUUUUGAGGGCCUCGGAUCGUUUGAGCGGUCGGCGCAAGAGGACACGCUGCUCUCGGUCCUCAACGCGGCCGUCUCGCGCCUCACGGUGUUUCGCAUUGAGAUGCGAUUCGACAAGGACGUGGACAGCAUGUUUGGGAAAUUUCAGCAAGGCGUCGCGCUGCUCAAGGGCGACGAGCGACUCUUUUGCGGCCACCUGCUUCUCAACGUCAAGGACGUCAACCCGCACGACCAAGCGUCGGUCAUCGCCGAGUUCAAGUCGAAGCUCGAGGCGGUUUUGGGCGAAAACAAGGCCAACAACUUUGUCAAGGUCAUGUAUGGCGGCGGCGUGAACAUCACGUGCUGUCCACCGCUGGGCAACCAAGGCUACUAUGAGGCGCUUGAAGAAGCCGCUGACAGCUUGCACGCCGCACGCGCCAAGGCCUAUGCGAACGGCGCCGACUGCCACGAAACUCUGAGCAUGGUGCUGGCCAAGAUUUCGCUGCUCGAUUGGACCAACAUGGGCGACAGCGUUCAGGCACACAAGUCGGCGCAGCUGUGCGAAGAUAUUCGCCACGCUCUGCGCUAUGGCUGCCUCGACGACGACAUGACGCUUGGCCCGGACGACGAUGCGACCAUGACGGCCCAGCGCCAGACUACUAUUAUGGCUCCCGAUGCCGGUCUGGAUCUGCCGCCCGACGAAAUGCUUGAUUUCGAGUUGGAUGUCACCGACGACGACGACAUGCAGUCGACUCUGGCGAUGGCCAAGGCCAUCUUGCUGCGCUACCUGCAGCGAUUCCUGAUGCGCGUGGACGCGCCGCGCAGCCGGGUAUCGGAAGCGCUCUUUGAUGCGGUGUGGAACUUUGUCGUCUGGCGCCGCGAGUACCGCGUCCGGUCGUGGUUUGCAUCGCUCGCAGCUGGGGGCCGCGCCGAGGCCGAUUUGCUGGACGUUUGCGCGCGCCAGAUGAAGCAGUAUCUGCGCCGCUGCCAGCACACGUGCGCCAAGUGUCAGCUCGGGUGUUUUGAGUCGUUUUUGCACGAAGCCAACGUCGACCACGACUGCGGCACGGACCACCGAUGCGCAGGCUGCUGCUCGUACUGCACGACGGGCAAUGUGCCGUGCGGGGCCGCCGCUGGACACACUGGUGCUUGCAACUGCGCGCGCGCCAACCACACGUGUACGUCGCGCUGCGAGAUGGCGCGUGCGAGCAACUGCGACGGCGGUUGCCACCUUCCCGUUGACCACGACGGACCGCACUUGUGCAACGUGGCCGAGCAUCGCUGCAGUCACCCGUGCACGGCGCCCGACUGCCGCAGUCUGUGCACACAGCGCUUUGCCAUCGCCCACGACCGUCACGACUGCGGAUCGUCGAGCUGUCUGCGUGGCUGCAGCAUUGCAGGGUGUUCUCGACCGUGCACUGUCCGAGACCACUUUCACGCCGCCGACCAUUCGUGCGGCGCGGACCACCGAUGCGCGACCGAGUGCGCAGCCGACGGCGUGUGCGAGGUCAAGGUGCAGCGUGCGUCGUCGACCUUUGAAGGAGGCCGUGGCACGUUUGAGUAUACACGGCAGACGAUGGUGGGCGUGCGCAAGAAGUGCGCGGCCUUGCUGCCGGCCGGCGCGCUCGACCAUGACGGCGCUGCGCACAUGUGCGAAGUCAAUGAGCACACGUGCACUGCGCAGUGCCCGUGCUGUCGCUACUACUGCACGAAAGCUGUCGGACACGCCGGCUUGCACGCGACGUCGCAUGGCAACAUGACGGAGACGUACUUUGUCUCGGACGUUGCCAGCGUGGACAUUGACGGACGGGCGUACGUGGCGGGCGAAGACGGCGUAGCCGAGAUGUGCCCUUUCUUUUGUGUCAAGAUGGGUCGCGGCCACGUGCACUAUGUCCCUUGCAAUCACGCGAGCGCCGACGUGUGCAUGGCCUCGGACGGACGCCGCCACUGCACGACGGCGUUGGAACCGCACCCAACGCAGCCCAUGGACGAAGUACUCCACGCAGCGUACUGGAAGAUACAAGGGUGGGAAGAUCCGGUGGCGAGUGCGAUGGACCGCCAUGCCUUUGGCUUGUGUCCGUAUCAGUGCGCGGCGCCCGGCCACAAGGAAGGCGAGACGUCGUACUGCACCUUGGACGCGUGGCACGCGCCGGUGGUGGCUAACGCGCCGCCCGGCCACACGCUCGUGCGCGGCCACGUGUUGCCGUGUACGCACACGGCGCACCGCGGCAUGGUGCAUCAUGUGUUUGUCCUCGACACCUCGGGCUCGAUGCGCGGCCAGAAGUGGAUUGACGCCAAGGACGCGGUGUACGCGUAUAUCGCCCAGCAGCGCGCCAAGAAGGGUGCCAUGUACCCCGACGUGGUGUCUGUCAUUUCGUUCAGCGAGGGCAGCGAAAUCGUCUACGAAGCGCGUCCGAUGUGCAAGAUGGGCCGCAAGACGUGUGCGGCGAUUCCGUUUCGCGGUUAUGGCACCAACUACAAUGACGGUCUGCGCGCGGCGAUCGAGGUGCUCUCGCGCAACAACCAUGCCACGUACACGCCGGUGCUGCUCUUCUUCACCGACGGACGCCCCCACCACGCGAGCAACGGCGUCGACUUGGCGCGGUACAUUGCGACAACCUUUGGCUGCUACGGACCGCUCAGCUACUGUGUUGGGUUUGGGCGCGACGACUUUGCCUUUCUCGAGCAGCUCGCCGGCGAUCUUGAGGGCGCCUACCACAAUGCCGUCGAUGGUGUUGAUCUUCUUGCGACGUUUGCCGAGAUCUCGGUCGCCGUGCACGCCAAGACGGGGCUUGUCUCGCGCGGCGCAGCGCCAUAG
Messenger RNA from Saprolegnia parasitica CBS 223.65, 3714 nucleotides. RefSeq lists its product as hypothetical. Gene Ontology annotation, molecular function: GTP binding. Lineage: Eukaryota; Oomycota; Saprolegniomycetes; Saprolegniales; Saprolegniaceae. The coding region runs from base 1 to 3714 and encodes 1237 amino acids. The transcript has a single exon. The record is from RefSeq and is a predicted model, not a curated record.